CCUCCCCUGGACUCGACGCGUUUUGCGACAACACCUCAAUGUGAGCUACCCCAAGCUGCGCUGCCAGCUCCCAACCUCCAACCAUCAGAGAGAAGUGAGCGGAGAGUGGCGAGCGUACUCAAUUUUGAACUUUUCAUUUUUGAUCGGUUGCUUGACAGGCUCUUCCUGCGACCGACAUCAUGGCGACUACUUCGUCCAUGUUCAUGUACUCCCUGACAGUCCAGCCUCCUACUGCUGUCACUCAGGCCAUCUUAGGACAAUUUGCUGGGACGAAAGAGCAACAGAUUGUCACUGCUUCUGGCUCUCGUCUUACUCUACACCGACCAGAUCCCUCACAGGGUAAAAUCAUCACCGCUCUUUCGCACGAUGUCUUUGGGAUUAUCAGAGCCAUCGCAGCCUUCAGACUAGCGGGCAGUAAUAAGGGUAUGUCCUUCAAUAUCCUCUCCUCUUGAAAUCCACUUAGUGAUGAGCAUGGCUGGCAGCACCCGAUACACCACCAUGAAUUGUUGGCGUCAACAAGAAUUCGAGAGCCCUUGUGCUGCCUUGAAGAGUUUGGCUAAAGAAGAUCCAUGCAGAUUACAUUAUCAUCACCUCAGAUUCGGGUCGCAUCACAAUUGUGGAAUUCGUGCCCGCGCAGAAUCGCUUCAACCGAUUACAUCUCGAGACUUUUGGAAAGUCAGGCGUUCGUAGAGUCAUUCCAGGACAGUACCUAGCGGUCGACCCGAAAGGGCGCGCAUGCUUGACAGCUUCUGUGGAGAAGAACAAGCUUGUAUAUGUGCUUAAUCGCAACUCCCAAGCUGAGCUUACUAUUUCGUCUCCAUUGGAAGCACAUAAACCUCAGACUUUGGUUUUUGCAUUAGUCGCGUUGGAUGUGGGCUAUCAAAAUCCCGUCUUUGCGGCUCUCGAAAUAGACUACGGAGAUUCAGAUCAAGAUCCCACUGGUCAAGCAUACGAGGAGAUAGAGAAAACGCUGGUGUAUUAUGAAUUGGAUCUUGGUCUGAACCACGUUGUGCGCAAAUGGGCAGAUCCGGUAGACCGAACAGCUUCCGUACUCUUUCAAGUGCCCGGUGGUACUGAUGGACCGAGCGGAGUUCUUGUGUGUGGAGAAGAUAAUAUCACAUAUCGGCAUUCGAAUCAGGAAGCCUUCCGAGUUGCCAUUCCACGGCGCCGCGGAGCGACGGAAAAUGCUGAACGCAAGCGAUCGAUAGUUGCUGGUGUAAUGCACAAGCUUAAAGGUGCUGCGGGAGCUUUCUUCUUUCUUCUCCAGACUGAGGACGGUGAUCUAUUCAAAAUCACGAUAGAGAUGGUCGAGGACGACGAAGGUCAGCCAACAGCAGAAGUCAAACGCCUGAAGAUCAAAUAUUUCGACACAGUGCCGGUAGCUUCAAGCCUGUGUAUUCUGAAGAGUGGAUUCUUGUUUGUUGCAAGUGAGUUCGGGAACCAUCAAUUUUAUCAGUUCGAGAAACUUGGAGACGACGACGAGGAGAUAGAGUUCGUUAGCGAUGACUUUCCCACCGACCCAACUGCUCCUUAUACGCCCGUUUACUUCCAUCCUCGGCCAGCAGAGAACUUGAGUUUAGUCGAGAGUAUUGAUUCCAUGAAUCCAUUGAUGGAUUGUAAGGUAGCAAAUCUGACAGAAGAAGAUGCUCCACAAAUCUACUCGAUUUGUGGCACUGGUGCUCGAGGCACAUUCCGAACAUUGAAGCAUGGUUUAGAAGUCAGCGAAAUUGUCGAGUCCGAAUUGCCUGGAAUUCCAUCCGCAGUGUGGACGACGAAGCUGACACGAGGAGAUACUUUCGAUGCAUACAUUAUUUUGUCAUUUUCAAAUGGGACGCUUGUUUUAAGCAUUGGUGAAACUGUAGAAGAAGUUACUGAUACAGGUUUUCUGUCGUCCGCGUCAACAUUGGCCGUUCAGCAGCUUGGAGAGGAUGGUUUGAUCCAGGUUCAUCCUAAAGGCAUUAGGCAUAUCCGUGCAGAUCGCCGUGUCAAUGAGUGGGCUGCUCCCCAACAUCGCUCCAUUGUAGCCGCAACUACAAAUGAGCGACAAGUCGCUGUUGCUUUGAGCUCUGGUGAAAUCGUGUACUUCGAAAUGGACUCGGACGGAUCUCUUGCCGAAUAUGACGAAAAGAAAGAAAUGAGCGGGACGGUAACCUGCCUCAGUCUUGGAGAGGUACCGGAGGGUCGUGUCCGGAGUCAGUUUCUCGCUGUUGGAUGUGAUGAUUCCACUGUUCGCAUUUUGAGUCUUGAUCCAGACUCUACCCUCGAAAAUAAAUCGGUGCAAGCUUUGACCUCGGCACCGUCAGCACUCUCAAUUAUGGCCAUGGCAGACUCUUCUUCGGGAGGUUCUACCCUUUAUCUUCACAUUGGUCUUUACUCUGGUGUAUACCUUCGAACCGUCCUAGAUGAAGUCACUGGCGAGCUUUCUGAUACACGAACACGCUUUCUAGGUCCAAAGCCAGCAAAACUUUUCCGAGUCUCGGUACAAGGCCAAACUGCAGUUCUUGCAUUGAGUUCUCGACCUUGGCUUGGAUACUCGGAUCCAGUAACCAAAGGCUUUAUGCUCACUCCUCUCAAUUACCCUGGUCUAGAAUGGGGAUGGAAUUUCAGCAGUGAACAAUGUACCGAGGGCAUGGUUGGAAUUCAAGGUCAAAACCUAAGGUACGUCAAUAUGCACAGUCAAUCUCCCAAAACCAAGAUGCUGUGAUGAUUUUCUUAUCGUUAAACUUUCUUACGUCCAAUGUGGCGAAUGAGGAAUAAAAUAUUAUUCCAAUUGUUCCUUCUGAGCAUGUCUUAUAAGAUUCCAUGCAAUACACCCAUAGUUAUGAGAAGCAGAGGCUAACUAUAUCACAAGAAUUUUCUCAAUUGAGAAACUUACAGAUAAUCUCCUUCAAGAGUCAAUACCUCUCACAUACACUCCUCGUCGAUUUGUUCGACAUCCUGAGCAUCCAUACUUUUACACCAUUGAAUCUGACAACAAUGUUCUCUCUCCUGCCGUCAGAACGAAGCUACUUACAGAUACUGGCGUUGUCAAUGGUGAUGCUAAAGUCCUUCCGCCAGAGGAGUUUGGUUAUCCACGUGGAAACGGUUAUUGGGCAUCUUGUAUUUCUAUCGUUGAUCCCGUCACCGAGAAAAAAGUUCUACAAAAGAUUGAGCUAGAAGAUAAUGAGGCGGCUGUCAGUGUUGCAACCGUAUCAUUUGCUAGUCAAGAAGAUGAAGUUUUCCUUGUGGUGGGAACAGGCCAAAACAUGGUGGUCAACCCAAGAUCAUCUGCAGCUGGGUUAAUUCAUGUGUAUCGAUUCCACGAAGAUGGUAAAGAAAUUGAGUUUAUCCACAAGACCAAGGUGGAAGAACCUCCUAUGGCUCUUUUGGGAUUCCAAGGAAGGCUCCUCGCUGGUGUUGGCAAAGACCUUCGAAUUUACGAUCUUGGUAUGCGACAAUUGCUUCGGAAGGCGCAAACGGAAGUUGUCCCUAAUCUAAUUGUUGGUCUCCAAACCCAGGGUAGUCGCAUUGUUGUUAGCGAUGUCCAGGAGAGCGUUGUCAUGGUUGUCUACAAGUUCCAGGAGAACAGACUUAUUCCUUUCGUCGAUGAUACAAUAGCACGUUGGACAUCAUGCACGACUAUGGUCGAUUACGAGACCGUUGCCGGCGGUGACAAGUUUGGAAACCUUUGGCUCCUCCGUUGUCCCGCCAAAGCAAGCGAAGAAGCCGAUGAAGAGGGAUCCGGUGCCCAUCUUCUGCAUGAGCGUCAAUACCUCCAAGGUGCACCUCACCGGUUGGCCCUGAUGGCACAUUUCUUCCCUCAGGAUAUUCCAAUGAGUAUUCAGAAGACGAAUCUCGUCGCCGGUGGUAAAGACUGCUUACUGUGGGCUGGACUUCAAGGAACACUUGGGAUUUUGAUUCCAUUUGUUGGGCGUGAAGAUGUUGAUUUCUUUCAGACUUUGGAGCAGCAUAUGAGAUCUGAAGAUGCGCCUUUGGCAGGAAGAGAUCACCUGAUUUAUAGAAGCUAUUACGUUCCUGUGAAGGGAGUGAUUGAUGGCGAUUUGUGCGAGCGAUAUACCCUUUUGCCUACGGAUAAGAAGCAGAUGAUUGCUGGGGAGCUGGACCGUUCUGUCCGAGAAAUUGAGAGGAAGAUAUCUGUAAGUUUGGAUCCAGGUACCUAUAUCAUUUACAAUCACUAAUUGAGAACAGGAUAUCCGGACACGUUCAGCAUACUGAUGAUAUUGAGGGAGAAUUGAACCUCAUCUAUUGUAUUAUAAAGACGGUACAGCAGUCGUACCGGUGAUGAGAUCACGACGAAUGAAUGACCUGAGAUCUAUACAUCUCACAGGAUGUAGUAAUAUGGAAUAUUUUUCUCAAAAAAAA
Hymenoscyphus albidus is the source of this 4362-nucleotide messenger RNA. NCBI's taxonomy places the organism in Eukaryota, Fungi, Ascomycota, Leotiomycetes, Helotiales, Helotiaceae. The record is from the annotation of a GenBank genome assembly.